AUGAUAUUUCAGGCCUCAAGGUUCAGCGCCUCGGGACGUGAAAUACCCCUCGAGCCCCGCCGAAGCGAAGCACGCCGCUCACACACAAACCCCACAGACGACGCAGUGGAGUGGUCCAGCAACACAGAGUGUCCUUCCCACUCACAGUGCACACACAAUGACAGUCUCACAUGCUCAUGUCAGAGAGGUACUACGGCAUUCACCAAAAUGUACACUAAGUCACCCACCUACAGAGAGAGGAAAAGAAAAACACAAAAAAAGAACAACAACAACAGGAUACCAACAGCACACAAAGCACUCACAAUACAAUAA
This is a messenger RNA of Trypanosoma theileri, 312 nucleotides long. RefSeq lists its product as uncharacterized. The transcript has a single exon. The record is from RefSeq and is a predicted model, not a curated record. Lineage: Eukaryota; Euglenozoa; Kinetoplastea; Trypanosomatida; Trypanosomatidae. Bases 1 to 312 code for a protein of 103 amino acids.